Beta vulgaris subsp. vulgaris (sugar beet) is the source of this 1085-nucleotide messenger RNA. RefSeq names its product cytochrome c oxidase subunit 3. Bases 1 to 798 code for a protein of 265 amino acids. Gene Ontology annotation, biological process: mitochondrial electron transport, cytochrome c to oxygen. Gene Ontology annotation, molecular function: cytochrome-c oxidase activity. The record is from RefSeq and is a predicted model, not a curated record. Gene Ontology annotation, cellular component: membrane; mitochondrion. Lineage: Eukaryota; Viridiplantae; Streptophyta; Magnoliopsida; Caryophyllales; Amaranthaceae. The transcript has a single exon.
AUGAUUGAAUCUCAAAGGCAUUCUUUUCAUUUGGUAGAUCCAAGUCCAUGGCCUAUUUCGGGUUCACUCGGAGCUUUGGCAACGACCGUAGGAGGUGUGAUGUACAUGCACUCAUUUCAAGGGGGUGCAACACUUCUAAGUUUGGGCCUUAUUUUUAUCCUAUAUACCAUGUUUGUAUGGUGGCGUGAUGUUCUACGCGAAUCCACGUUAGAAGGACAUCAUACCAAAGUCGUACAAUUAGGACUUCGAUAUGGUUUUAUUUUGUUCAUCGUAUCGGAGGUUAUGUUCUUUUUUGCUUUUUUUUGGGCUUUUUCUCAUUCUUCUUUGGCACCUGCGGUAGAGAUCGGAGGUAUUUGGCCCCCAAAAGGGAUUUGGGUUUUAGAUCCUCGGGAAAUCCCUUUUCUUAAUACCCUUAUUCUUCUUUCAUCCGGAGCUGCCGUAACUUGGGCUCAUCAUGCUAUACUCGCGGGGAAGCAAAAACGAGCAGUUUACGCUUUAGUAGCUACCGUUUUACUGGCUCUAGUCUUCACUGGCUUUCAAGGAAUGGAAUAUUAUGAAGCACCCUUCACUAUUUCGGAUAGUAUUUAUGGUUCUACCUUUUUCUUAGCAACAGGCUUUCAUGGUUUUCAUGUGAUUAUAGGUACUCUUUUCUUGAUUAUAUGUGGUAUUCGCCAAUAUUUUGGUCAUCUGACCAAGGAACAUCACGUUGGCUUUGAAGCAGCUGCAUGGUACUGGCAUUUUGUAGACGUGGUUUGGUUAUUCUUAUUUGUCUCUAUCUAUUGGUGGGGAGGUAUAUGAAGGAACGAAUCAGUGGAUUGAAGAAUGAAAGCUCGAAGACAAAGAGAAUCGAAUCGGGCUUUUCCAAAGAAUUACUGCAGCUUUCCCACUCCCUUUGAUUAUCAUAUACAAAAAAGUCUCUUCCACUUUCCUACCCAAUCUCUCUGUAUUCUGGCACAUAAAUGAAGGAAUCGAAGAGAUUAUGGCAGAUCAUGUUCACCAAGAAAUGACCCGAAAUUGGAUCUUGGUCUAUUUGAGAUUGUUUUUUUUAAUCGUAAUCAAAGAUGUUUUCUUGUCUCUCGUUUCUU